AUUGACUCCCAACACAAAUAUCUCUCUCCCUUUUCCCUGUCAACAUACUUGUUUGAGUUGUGGCAGUUGACAGGAAAGCGGAAGUAGCUAACUAGCAGGGUAGCCGCACGUUAGCUACUUUAACGAGUUGUCAACGGAUUUUACCUUGUUUACCAACCUUACAACACCACAGGAACUUUUCAGACAAUGCCACAGAAUAUCGAGCUCGGAGCAACGGGGGGAACCUCCAAAAAGGACAGCAGCAAAAUGGAAGACAUGACCGUGGAGGAGAUGUCCAUGAGGGCCAACCAAGUGACUGAUGAGUCACUGGAGAGCACGCGCAGGAUGCUGCAGAUGGCGGAGGAGAGCAAACAGACCGGCAUCAACACCAUCGUGAUGUUGAACCAGCAAGGAGAGCAGCUGAGGAAUGUGGACAAGGGCAUGGACCAAAUCAACCAGGACAUGAGGCAGGCGGAGAGAAACCUGACCGACCUCUCCAAGUGCUGCGGGAUCUGUGUGUGUCCCUGUGACAGGGUGUCGUCCAUCGAGAACGACUCAAAGUACAAGCACACAUGGGGUCUUAGAGGAGCCGACAACGACUCCGACGGAUCAAAAGUCGUCUCGAGUCAGCCCUCGGCCGUCCGCAACGGGCAGGCUGGCCAGAACAACGCCUCGGCGCUCUCAGACCCCUACAUCAAGAGGAUAACCAAUGAUGCACGUGAGGACGAGAUGGAGGAGAAUCACGCGGUCGGCAGCAUCCUUGGCAACCUGAAGAACAUGGCUACGGACAUGGGCAACGAGAUAGACAAGCAGAACAAACACAUCGACAACAUCAACGAAAAGGCGGACAUGAACAGGCAUCGUAUCGAGGAAGCGAACCAGAGAGCCAACAAGCUCAUCAAGUAGACGAGGAGCGCUUCUUCCAGUUUAUACUAUCAACCUCCAGCCUCUGUCGCCACACCCAUACACGCAUUGCACACUCACGCACAUGCACAAAAAAAAAAAGGAAUUCCGUCGGGUAGAAUAUCUUUGCCAGCUGUGACAUUUCUGCAGUUUCUAAAUCAGCCACCACCAACAUAAUCUUUGACACAUUUAUUUAUAGUCAUGCUGGACUUUGAGAGGCAUGAGGGCAUCAGACGCCACCCAGAGAGGAAGUGACUGCCUGCCUAUCACUGCUGCUCAUAUCAUAUCUCACAGAAAGGGAAGUAGCACAGGUCCGCUGCUUCUCUUUCUUCUUCGCCCUUUUUCUUAAAGUUAAGAACUGUCUCUCUCUCUGUCGAUGUGUGUGUUUGUGUGUGUGUGGAUGAGUUCCUGGAUAAAUGCUCAUACUCCGUCUUUAAUAUACAGCCCGUGUCACCCUAAUGAUCCCCAUCUGGUUUAAUCAUAAACGUACUCAAAAUCUCAUUGGUUAAGUGUGUAAUAGAGUGUAAUGUAUCAUGUGUAAUAGAUUCGAGAUGAUCUGCUUAUUUAAUUAUUCUUCAUGGAGCAGAAAUGACUUGUGAAUAAAGCUGUUGUUUUGUAAACACUUUGUUCUCAUGUCAUUUUAAGCCGUUUCAGACGUAAAAGCUAUUUAAAAAAUAUAUUAAAUGUUGUGCUUUUGAGAGAGUCAUGGCAAAUCCUUUCACGCUGGAUUCCAAAGCACCUGCCCCCGAAUGAAAGCAGUUUUUAAAUGUUUCUGACUGGUGGGAAGGUCGUUGUCACUUUUUGUGAGAAAGUUGUGAGGCGGUGAACUGGAGUUAGAAAUGUAAUAUAUACUAGUAAUUACUUUUCCUUCAAAUGUGAAGGAGGGUCAGUAAGCAUCACGGGAAAUAUUCAUCAGGAACUCUUCCUAAGCAUCUAGUUUAUUUUAUAAUAAACUAAAUAUGUGACUCAUGACAGUGAUCAGUGGAUGGACUGCUGUUCUUCAUAUUUAGUGUCUCCUGCGGUUUCUCCCUCUGAUGUAAAUACUGAAACAUAUUGUAGCUGUUUAUAUUAAUUUCCUACAGUCAUUCUCUUAAUCUAAUUUCAUUUUUCUUUCCUCCCUUCCUCCUGGCUAAUGGAGAUUUAUAGCACCCAGGAGGAGAUUUAACUUCCUAUGCAGGGUUCCUAAACAGGUCUGGAAAAUGAAUAUCCUCAGGUAUCAUAAUUGAACAGUUUGUAAAAGUAAGAAAAUAAACGUCCAGUUCUAAAACACACGGCUAUGCAUCUUUAGAUCGGCUAUUACUUCUCAUAUAAGCUCACAAGGCUGUCAUUUGCAGGGGUGUUAUCAUAAUAAAAACCUUAAAUGUAAGACAUUUUAUUUGGGAAAUAUAACUGCAGGAACCUGUUGAUGCCUUUACAGGUGAUCCACGGUUGUGUUGUAACAGCCGCUGUAUCACAAACAGCUACUCUUGCAUCUGUUAUGUAAAUAGCCAGUUUUUCUCAGCACAACUGCGGUGAAAUGAUAAUCUUAUGAUGGAAAGCAUAAUUUAGUUUUGUCAAAUCCGUAGCCAGGCUGAGAAAUUACCGCUGGCAGCAAGAUGCAAAGGUAUACAUUUUAAAUGAACGAUGUUUAGGGGGGGGGGGACGUAGAAGCAGAAUAAGUCCUGACGGGCUCUGUUAAGGCCUCACUGUGAGAAAUUGGCUAAAGAUAAAGUAAUACUCGACAGUGCAAAUAUCUCUCGGGGUGCAUCUUCUGGCUUAUUUGUUUUGAAGCGAAAUGAUAAUUUAUAUGCUCUGCUGCGGGCAUACACCUAUCAAGUGUGUGAGGAGGAAGAUGGACUUAUUCAGGGCUUUGUGUUGCUGUAAGUGUUCGGCCUGUAACUUGUCAGCUGAGAUCUAAUUAGAGCAGCCCGAAGCGGACUCGCUGUCUCCAGGCUGUUUAUUCAUUGUUUUACCAACAGCCACUGGAAUGUAAAUCCUCCGUUUUGUCCAUUUCUGAAUAUGUUCACAUGCAGCUCGUCUUAUCUGAAAUUAGCUUGGUUAACAGAUAAAAAAUGCCUCUUGUUUCACACCUGCCUUGUUUGUAUUCAAUAAAUGUAUUCUGAAAUUCA
Molecule: messenger RNA, 2990 nt
Organism: Eleginops maclovinus (Patagonian blennie)
Lineage: Eukaryota; Metazoa; Chordata; Actinopteri; Perciformes; Eleginopidae
Product: synaptosomal-associated protein 23-like
Biological process (GO): exocytosis; synaptic vesicle priming; synaptic vesicle fusion to presynaptic active zone membrane
Cellular component (GO): SNARE complex; plasma membrane
Molecular function (GO): SNAP receptor activity; syntaxin binding
Source: RefSeq, a predicted model, not a curated record